Messenger RNA from Paraglomus occultum, 1285 nucleotides. Lineage: Eukaryota; Fungi; Glomeromycota; Glomeromycetes; Paraglomerales; Paraglomeraceae. The record is from the annotation of a GenBank genome assembly.
AUGAAGAUCCUGGACUACAUGAAGAAAGGACUCACAAACGUUAUUAACAACAAUAUGAUUAAGAAUGAUAUACGGCAGAAAGCCACUGAACUAUUCAAAGACUUUAAGUCCUUUAUGCUUCCAGACAUGGAAAUCCUCAAGAAAAACUACAAAUUACUUCCAAUUGAUCGAGGAUUCUGUUCAGAUACAGAAGAAGUUGAAAAUGAGAAGAUUAUUGUGCUGGCUGAAAUACAACGCAUUAAGGUUACUCAAACUCGGAAUCACGUAGAAUCAACAAUGAAAAUUCAUCAACAAAUUACUGAUGACAUCGUAGCAUUUCGUCAGAACCAGAAUAACGACUCAUCUCAAACUGGAUAUCACACACCCGAACCAUAUAUUACAUCGGAAGAGGAAGAAGAAAACUCAUCCUAUUAUAAGUCGCCAAGGCGCGUUCGUAAGCGACCAGAACUAAACCCUUUCAUAGCUGAUUCAGGGGAAAUUAAUAACGGCUGUGAUUUACAAGAUAGUGAUGAUGAAUAUAAUGCUGAUCAGACAAUCGUUGGCGGAAAAGGCGUCGAGUGGAUUGUAAACGCAACUUUAGACGAAAAUAUUGUAGAACAGAUGCUUAAUGAUAUAAGAAGGAACGAAGAUACAACAGAAAAUAAUGCAGGACAUGAUUUUAAGCUAUUUUUGAAUACUAUUAUUGAUCGCGAUAUCAAGAAAACAAAGGAAACCCUCGAAAAGAAAAUAGACGUCUCUUCAUUUGAGACAAAGUUUGCGUUGAAUUUUGUAAGGUUAAUGGUAAAUUUAAUGAAAAAUGUGAAUUUGCUUCUUGAUGAAAUGUCUGAGGAAACAUACAUAGUUAAUGUACUAGAUAAUGAACGCCGAUCCACCGGGAGAAAAAUAGAUGCUAUUAUAACACUGAGAGAAGAGGAUGAGGAAUUUUCCAUAAUCGAAGUUAGCGGUCCACCAGCGAAGAAGGACUGGUCGCAUUUUAAGGAUGAUAGGAUGAAGCUUACAAAAAUGCUAAAAACCUUAAUAAAUCGAUUGGCGGAAUUAAGACCAAAUUCUUAUAUCACAUCAGUUAGGUUGUAUGGGUUACAGUCAUAUUUGAACGAAUUUAUAGUUUAUGAAUUUCAGCUAAAAUAUGCUGAGAUUUAUACGAUGAAGCCAGUGCUAAAAUUUCGUUUACCAAAAACGUGGAAAGACAUGGUGAAAGCUCAUGAAAUUGUGAUGAGCUUGUUGAAAUACGAGUCUCUGUUAUCCGAAAGCGCAAGCACUAUACGAGACUUUUUGUGGGCCGAAG